This is a messenger RNA of Myotis lucifugus (little brown bat), 684 nucleotides long. Its product is annotated as keratin-associated protein 24-1. Bases 1 to 684 code for a protein of 227 amino acids. NCBI's taxonomy places the organism in Eukaryota, Metazoa, Chordata, Mammalia, Chiroptera, Vespertilionidae. Gene Ontology annotation, cellular component: keratin filament. Gene Ontology annotation, molecular function: structural molecule activity. The record is from RefSeq and is a predicted model, not a curated record. The transcript has 2 exons.
AUGCACCCGGGCUCCCUGUGUCUCCUGGGCCCCCCCUGCGCACCCCACUGCUGUGACCCGGGGGCGCCCUCGGCUGCCGUUUGCUCGGGUGACGCCAGCCCUGCCUUUGGGCUCUGCCUACCCAGCUGCCACCAAGGGACCCUCUGGCUCCUGGAUGACGGCGAGAGAGGCCACGGACACGCGUGGAGCUGCGAGCCCAGCGCCCGCACCAUGAGCUGGGACCCCCGGACCUGCUGCACACCCGGCCGCUGUCUCGCUCCCGCAUGGGGCGCGGCCUGUGGUGCCCGGGGGACCCCCAACACGGGACCAGGACCAGGACCCUGCCCCGGCCGCCGCCCCAGCUGCCACCCAUGCACCUGGACCCUGGGGCGCGCGCUCCACGGCCCCACGCGCAGCCCACGCACCACUGCAGCCGGCCGGACCCUGAGCAUUGGCUCCCCACCGCCUUGCGCGCCUGCCCUGCUUCCCCAGGAGCGCCCCGCCCCUGCACCCCUGCAGACGGGGCGGUCCCUGGGGCAGAAGCUGCGGAAACCCUGGCUCAGGCCCGCGAGCUGCCCGCCGCUGAGCUGUGUUUCCAGAAACAUCCGGCCGCUGAGCCACCUGCCCUGCACCUUCCCUCCACUGGGCCAUCUGCCCAGCACCUUCCCGCCGCUGCGGUACCUGCGAAGCGGCUGCAGGGCCUGA